Molecule: messenger RNA, 1770 nt
Organism: Wyeomyia smithii (pitcher-plant mosquito)
Lineage: Eukaryota; Metazoa; Arthropoda; Insecta; Diptera; Culicidae
Gene: lin-28
Product: protein lin-28 homolog
Exons: 5
Coding region: 430-951 (173 amino acids)
Molecular function (GO): zinc ion binding; nucleic acid binding
Source: RefSeq, a predicted model, not a curated record
AUUGGAAACGAACGCAGCAAGAGCGUCGGAAGUGCGGAAAACGCGUGAAAACGUAGAGCGCGCACGUUUGGCCCUUGGAAAUCUACGCAUGUCAUUAGGGCAAUGGUUGUUGUCGGGAGUCAAUCGGUGCAUCGAGUGAAAGCAAACUUUGUUACUGGAGCAAUCUCUAUCUGUGCAACAGUGGCGUAUUGAUGGUUCGUAGUGUUGUGACUUUUCUAUGGCUGCAAUUCAAUUGCGUUGUGGUGUUCUUAAAUAUCAUCGUUCGUCGUAUGACACAUGAAGCUAGGUCAACAACAGCACGGAAGCAAUCGACCGUACGAAUUAGCUAAGUGAAAUGUUUUGUCUGCGAGUGAGUAACCAAUUGCAUUAGCGACUAGUGCGAUCCCUAUCGAUUUGACAGCGAGGACAUAAUCCCUACAAUCAACAACGAUGGAGCAACAGGAUAGUACUGAACAGCAUCAUGAGCAAAUCCCGCAAAGCGGCAGCCUCGGAACGGAAGACGUUCGUGCCCAAACUAGACGAGGACACUGCAAAUGGUUUAACGUCGUCAAAGGAUGGGGCUUCAUCACCCCGGACGAUGGGGGACAGGACGUGUUUGUGCAUCAGAGUGUACUUCAAAUGGAAGGAUUUCGAUCGCUGGGUCAAAACGAACCGGUCGAGUUUGACUGCAAACUGACGGAUAAAGGCUUUGAGGCAACCAAAGUGUAUGGUCCCUCACAGACGCAAUGCAAGGGAAGCGAAUUCCGGCCGAGAGCCAAGCGGAAGUUCCGUAAAAUGAGGUGUUACAAUUGCGGAGAAUUUUCAAACCACAUUGCACAGACAUGUUCCCAAGGUCCACUGCCGAAACGGUGCCACCACUGCAAGGGCGAAGAUCAUCUAGUGGCAGAUUGCCCCAAUAAACCAAAAUCGCCGCCAGACGCGCCUACGACGAGUACUCAUACGAACAGCUAGAGGCCCCAGCUACGAGCCCUCAUCGUCGUAUCAAUCAGGUGGUAUGAUGAUGCAGUAGCGCUUACCAUUAGUGGUUCAUGUCCGUGCUGCCUACGGUUUUUAACCACGCUUAUAUUGUAGUACAAACACACAAACAAAUGAUUCCUACAAGCCAAGCAAGAACUUACCUACCUUCCUAUUCAUCUACUCUACCUCACCGAAAAUGACUGCAAGUUAUUGAAAGAAAACGAUGUUCCAUACAGAAUGGUAUCCUUAUACAGAUAACAAAAUACUAUUCGUAAUUAGUAUGUUACUAUAUAUACAAAAAAAACGAAAUGUUGGGAAGCCUUUUGCUUCCCGGUUGGUAUUAUCAACAUUGCCAAAUGACCUAUAUCUACAAAAAAAUCAUUUAGAGUUAGUAACAAAAAAACACAUAUGUACUGAGAAUGAUCACGUUCAUUCCGACCUGAAACGAAAUAAUUCGAAAAUGUCCCCAGUGAAAUGCAACGUCUAACGGAACGCACUAGCGCGGUUUUUGAACGAAUGAAUGCUUGAUGUAAAUAUAGUAUGUGCAAUUCUCGAGAUGCAUUACGAGUGCCAACAAUCGUCCUUUAUGAAUCAAGAUCUAACCAUUCGAGCAACAACACAUAAAUCUCGAAGAUAUUUCGAGACGAUUCUGUACAUCGCAAAAAAAACCAACGAAAACCACAUCCCAUCUAAUAGUGGUGGAAACUAAGAUCACAAAAGUUACUUAACAUAAAAUUGUAGAAAACGGAAUAAACGCCGAGUUGCGUGUAGUGACUAUAGCAGAGUUUGGUUCAGUUGAAGAGCUUUAAUAAA